AUGUUUAAUGCUGCAAUGAACUUUACAAGGGCCCUUGACUUAAAAAUUCAAUCCGUGAUUGUUGUUGACAAGUCAGGCAAAGGCAAUUUCAAGACCAUUCAAGCAGCCAUCGACUCAGUUCCACUUAACAACAACAAAUGGGUUAAGAUUCAAGUCAACCCUGGUGAAUACAGAGAAAUGGUGACGAUCCCGUCAACAAAAUCAUUCAUUUAUCUACAAGGGGGUUCCCGCAGUACGACGGUUAUCACUUUCAAUGGACAUCAACAAACAAAUACUAGCGCUACAUUUAAUUCAAUGGCUGAUAACAUUAUUGCAAGAGGCAUUACCUUUGAGAACUCCUUCAACCUGGCAAAUGCACCGCAACUGUUUGAUAAAAUUACUGGAACUUUCUUUACACAAGCAUUAGCUGCAAGAAUCUACGGUGACAAAUCGGCUUUUAUCAGCUGUGGAUUCAAAGGGUUUCAAGACACAUUAUGGGAUGUAAAAGGCCGCCACUAUUUCAAAAGUUGUUACAUUGAAGGUGCCAUAGAUUUCAUCUUUGGUAAUGGUCAAUCAAUUUAUGAGGGCUGCUUGAUAUAUGUUAAUGUUGGACUUCUCCCUGAAGUCAACCAAGGAUACAUUACUGCACAAGGUCGACAAUCCGCAAACGAUCCAAGCGGAUUUGUAUUUCAACAGUGCACCAUAACGGGGUCGGGCAAAGGUUUUUUGGGGAGAGCAUACGGUCCUUUUUCAAGAGUUAUAUUCAAAGAUACGAACAUGGGGAAGGUCGUAGCACCAGAGGGAUGGGAUGCCUGGCACUUUAAGGGCCAAGAGACAAAUUUUGUGUACAUCGAGUCCAAUAGUAGGGGGAUAGGAUCUUCCCCUUCCAAAAGGGUUCCAUGGGCAAUGACGCAGGGAAACUCACAACUAAGCGGCUACUCUGUGAAAUCCUUCAUUAACCAAGAUGGGUGGAUUCCCAAUUUCCUUUGA
Molecule: messenger RNA, 969 nt
Organism: Cucurbita moschata (crookneck pumpkin)
Lineage: Eukaryota; Viridiplantae; Streptophyta; Magnoliopsida; Cucurbitales; Cucurbitaceae
Product: putative pectinesterase 10
Exons: 5
Coding region: 1-969 (322 amino acids)
Biological process (GO): cell wall modification
Molecular function (GO): pectinesterase activity
Source: RefSeq, a predicted model, not a curated record